This is a messenger RNA of Oryza sativa Japonica Group (Japanese rice), 878 nucleotides long. Lineage: Eukaryota; Viridiplantae; Streptophyta; Magnoliopsida; Poales; Poaceae. The record is from RefSeq and is a predicted model, not a curated record.
GUCAGCUUGGGAUCCACGUGGAUCCCACAUGUCAGGCUCCCACGUCAUCUCUCUCCCUUCCUCCUCUCUCUCUCUCACUCUUCUCCUGUUGCAAGCCGGCCGGCAGCGAAAACGGUGGCGCCGCCACGCCACCGGAGAGGGUGGUGCUGCGGGGGGCACGCGACAGAGGUGGGCGGCGCCAGUGCUGAGGAGGAGGAGGAGGUCGUGGCGCUGUCGUCGUCGUCGUCCUCGGCGCUGGGGAAGAAGGUGGGCGCGGCGGCGGAGGGUGCUAGGGGGUUGCCGCGCCUGGUGCGGUACGAGGUGCUGGUGCUCGUGCUGCAGUUUCUGUACAGCGGGCUGUACAGGCGUCGGUGGCGACGCCUAAGAGCGGGCCGCUCCCGGGGUUGCUGGCACACGCGGUGCGGCGCUGCCGUCGACCUCGCCCUCGACACGCUCGCCGCCGCGCGCUCCUUCGGCGUCGAGCAGCUCGCCCUGCUGGUUCUGGUACUGCGAAAAAUUCAGGAACACGACGUAGUGUACGCGUCAUGUGCAUCCUGCAGCUGCAAAUAAUCGAAAUUCCUCUUCCAACCUUGCAAUUCGAACUUGGGAUCUGCUGCUAACACUGGAUAUUGAUUAAGAGUACAUGAUGGUAGUUAGGCUGGCAUGAUUGGAGCAUCUUUUUUGGUGACAUUAAGGAGUCAGCAGAAGCAAUGUUCAAGUCUGAGCUGAUCCUGCUGCAUGCUUGCCUAGAUCCCUAGGUUGCAUGCCCCCUUUGCCUUUUUUUCCCGAUUACUGAGCGAGCUGAGCUGCACGAUUCAUGCACUACUGCUCUCAACUGUGGCAUCUGAUCCAUGCGCAGUAGCUGCAGCAGAAUCUAGUGCAUGCCCUCACUUCAUUCA